AUGGAACAGCAAUGGCAAUCGAUACUCACGCACCGACAUAGCCGAGCAAGCUCCGAUGGGGAGAGCUAUUGCUCGGCCAAGCAAGCGCGCCGAUCCCUGGCCAAGUUCAGGGACGCGGUUCAUGAGGAUGUUGGGAGUCGGCUUACUAUGGUGUCUGCUGAAGAAAUCCUCCUUGAAAGCCCUAGGGCUCCUGGAAUGCAGACAUGCACAAACAUUUAUAUUGCCUGCAUGUAUAAUGUAGGUAUGAAGCCUGAAGAAACAAAGGUUGCUGGAGACCCCUUAGCUCUAAUGGGGAAGGGAGGUGCUGUUCUUAUGGUUUGUGGGACUUGUGGCAAGAAGGCCUCUGUAUUAGAAGCUUUGUCUACUGCUUCUGGUGUCACAAAAGAAGCAUAUGUUCCCCUCAGCAAGAGAGCAGGUACAGAGAGAAGUGGUGCUGACAUGAGACAAAGGAAUGAGGAGAACUUUGUCCGAGUGACCAACCUUUCAGAGGACACCCGGAAGGCUGACUUGGUUGAGCUAUUCAGUCCUUUUGGUCCUGUGAGCCAAGUGUGUGUACCUUUUGGUCAAACUAGUUCCUUCCUCAGUUUGUGGAGACGUUUUAAUUGA
Molecule: messenger RNA, 606 nt
Organism: Ilex paraguariensis (yerba mate)
Lineage: Eukaryota; Viridiplantae; Streptophyta; Magnoliopsida; Aquifoliales; Aquifoliaceae
Source: the annotation of a GenBank genome assembly